AUGUCACAAACUACUGGGCAUGUUCCUCAGACUCGGAAUUCAGGAUGGCUGCCUCAGACUUUGCGUCGUCGGUACUUGUUCCCCUUGGCUGGCCUAAUGGCGUCCAUGGUGAUUGUCACAGAAGUACUUCGGCAGUGGGGUAACGACACAGGCGGACUUGAUAUCUUCACUGACUCCGAUGAGAUCACCAUUGCUCGAAAAUUCAUCUUCACUUAUGUUCCGAGCAUCUUGGGCAUGAUUGUGGCCAUCCUAUGGUCUGUCGUCGAGUAUGAUGCUCUUCGUUUGGAGCCAUACUUUCAACUUUCUAAGCCAAACGGAGUAUCGGCCGAGGUACUUUUGCUGAACUAUGAGUUCGGCCAUUUUACCACCGCCCCAUUCUUCGCAUUCAGGAAUCGACACUGGAUGGCAGUAUUCAUCUCGAUCUUGAGUGUCCUCUUGCAACUGGUUUUCCCCUCACUCCAGAGCAGUCUGUUCAGAAUGGAUGACGCCACAGUCUACAGCAGUCAACAUCUCGAGAUAUGGCCGGAGUUGAUAGAUAUGGAAGGGCAAGCGUCCGUGUCAUAUAACUCAACUGUGAAUCACACAGCCUCUCGGGAUCACCGAUAUCUGACUUACGAUGAACCGGACUCAGAUAAGUAUGCAAUGGCGCCCGUGAAUAUUCCCUGGGAUGUCCAGUAUGAUACCGCGAAGUGGGAACUCACCCAGUCCGUCUACUGGGCAGAGCUGUCUUGUAUUGAUUUGACGGUAGAGGAUGAUCUGGUCAUCGAUGUCUUGACGAAUCGAACCGGCUCUCAGGCAGCUUCGCUAUAUGAUCGAUCGGCCGUUUGGGACAUGUCCAUUACAUCAUCAACUUCAGAAAAUUGCUCGAUGCAUUUGAGUGAAGCAAUCUCCAUACCAUCCACCAAUGGUUCAUUGCAGAUAUCGCAUUGGCAGCCAGUUCUAAGUGCAUCAGGCCGUGAUGAUACGUGCGCUGCUAUUGACCUCGUGGGUAUCGUUCUUGAAAUCAGUCUGAAUCAAACUACCGAGAAUAUCAGCAGCAAUUGGUCGAAUUUACAGGGCUCUGACUAUACGCAUAAUGUCAGCGGCUUUGGCUGCCAGAUUCUCUACCGGACCUCAGAGGCCAGCAUUUCACUACAAGCUAAUGGAUCAUUGUCCGUCACCGCAUUGCAUUCAGAUACUAUGAGCAAUGUUUCAGGGGUAUCCUUGAACACCACUCAUUUCAAAAACCUUAUUUUGUCAGAAGUACUCGCAAACAACAGCACCUCAUUUUUGAACAGGAAAUCGGUCGGACUGUCUGCUUCUCAAGAUAAACUAAUCUCGAGACUCAACAGGGGCAUCCAGAAAGCCUUCGUACCGUUGAUGAACCGAAUAUUCGACGUCUGCGCUCAAUCUAAUUAUGUCCAGGCGUCUCAUGUGACACAUCAAAUGGCUAUCAUGGUUGGACCGUGGCAGUCCCUUAUGUCUGAGGCGAUACUUUCGCUGAGCGUGAUAGUGAUUUUAUACCUGGCCUACGCUUACCCACGCCGGCCAAACCUGCUUCGAGGCGAUCCUGCAUCUAUUGCGUCGAUGUGUGGCAUCAUGGCAGACAUUAUCGAUAUCUCGCAUAUCUCGCAUAUGAAUCUUGAUGAAUUGUCGACAAGGCAGUUAAGAUUCAUCCUUCAAAAUUACAAUUGUCGCUGGCAACAGGACAGAGAACCUCCCUGUAUCUGCAUCGAGCCCUCGCAGGUGCCUCGCUCCCCAGGAAAAGCUGCAAAAGCCCGGUCUGAUCCACGACCUCAUUUCCUCCUGAUCCCGAUCUUUGGCCUUGAAUUUCUCAUCUUUGCCGCGGCAGUUGCUGGUCUUGCAACUGUGAUCGCAUUGUGUGUAAAAAAUGGAUAUGUUAUUCCAUUGACCUUCGUCAGUUCAAGCAGCAUAGGGGUUCUUUUCUCCCUGAUUCCAUCAUCGAUCGCGUCUAUCAUACGUGCGAUCUGCCUCUCAAUAUACCGUUAUUUGAGCGUUCUGGAACCAUGGUCUGUCCUUCAGAUGGGAGGAGCAUCUGCUGCCUCAUCUCUACUGCUUGAGUAUGGGUCUUUAAACCCAUUCGCCUCACUCUUCAAUUGGUUUAAUUAUAACCAUAUCCUACUCGGGCUUGUGGGAGUGGCAUGCAUUGUCAACACCGGACUUAGUGUUCUAGUCAACGGAUUGUUUCAUCAUGACCUUGGCCCGACAACCGCAGAUACUGAUUUGAAGACUUGGUAUAGCUAUGAGUCAUUCGCCAUCAGACAACCAUCGUCAGUGCUUCCGGAACUCGAUACUAUGCGGACGAGUAUCUAUAGUGGCUCCUCCCUGCUACCAUGGACAACUUCCAGCCACUCCUUUCUUCCAGCCUGGACAAACAAUUCUUCAGAUUGGCUUAUCGGUGGUUCUUUGCGGGGUGUGGGUGCUGACAUACUCUGUCGAGGGCUAUCGGUUGCGGAUAACUUUACCCAAGACCCUGGCUCCAAUGUUGGCCGUUGGAGGUAUUCUCCAAUCAACGAGUCGAGUAUAACAUGCGAAAUCAACGCAAUACGAGAUACGAACAACGUGGAGGAUGUCAGUAUGUUGGUCAACUUUUACGCUUCAACACCUACCGAAGCAGUUGAAGGUUGCCAUAAGCCAGCUGUAUUGGUGGUCGCCCAGCCAAGCGACAGCGAUCAUACCGAGAUAACAAGUGCCAACACAGUCGCGAUGAUUUGCGAAUCGUUCAUCGUCAUGCAGAACUUUUCAGUGGCCUGGAAUUCGCAAGGCUACAUACAGAACCAUAUACCACUUAAUGAUACCAUUAUUGUCGAUGGUCCGAUGUUAGAGAAUGGGACCUCAAAUCUGAUUAAUUACAACCACAGACUAUCUAGUCCUGUCCUUUCAGACGGCUCGUUCCAGGAUCAAAAUGCUUCCGCUCAGGUUGAUUACUUCGGCAGCCUGACAGUGAGUCUUUACGAAUUGAUGAACUCUAACACAUCAGACCUCGACUUCGGUGUACUCAAAACUGCUGCCCGCUCGGUCUACCGGUCCAUGUUUGCAACCGAUCUCUCCCUCAAGAGAGACGCUUAUUUUCGUCACCUCGAUACUCCCGCCCACAUCUCAAAUGGCAUCAUAUAUCAUAUGUCUUGGGCGGUUUACCCAUCUGUCCUGUCAUUCAUCUGUGUCAUGCUAAUAGUGGUAUUUGACGCCUGUAUUGUGGCAUCAGUCUUCAUUACCAGAAGAUAUCGCUUCCGAUUCCCACGUAUUCCACGAUCUAUCGGCUCCAUCAUGCCUUGGAUUACCCAGAGCCGGAUCUUGGAUGAUUUCAAGGGCACAUAUGCAUGGAGUGACGAUGAAAGACGAAAGCACUUUGCAGAUCUCGACAAGAGGUAUAAGCUUGAUAGACUGGAGACGCCGGAUGGAAAGUGGAAAUACAUUUUGGACGAAGACAGAACGGUGGGCCGCGAUGAUGAAACGGUGAUAGAUGAGGAGCCGAGACAGAAAAGUACAUCGAGAAUCCAGCUUCGGGUGUUAUUCAGGCGGACAACUUCCGAAUCCUCUGGUGAAGAUCAGCAUGGUUGA
Messenger RNA from Aspergillus brunneoviolaceus CBS 621.78, 3561 nucleotides. RefSeq names its product DUF3433 domain-containing protein. The record is from RefSeq and is a predicted model, not a curated record. NCBI's taxonomy places the organism in Eukaryota, Fungi, Ascomycota, Eurotiomycetes, Eurotiales, Aspergillaceae. The transcript is spliced from 2 exons. Bases 1 to 3561 code for a protein of 1186 amino acids.